CCUACGAUAUUUCUCGUUCAACGAAGGCACCUAUACUCUGACGCAAUACACGCGCGUUCUCACGUUCAAUCAACCGUAGAGUAUUACGUUACCUCAUAGAAAGAGAGAGAGAGAGAGAGAGAAGCAGAAGGAAGGCCCAGUACACGUUUGACCACGCUACUGAGAGUAUCAUCCUUCCACAACUCGUACGACGUUGGCCAAGAAAACCGGUUCCAAGUAUAAUCCUUCGACUACGAUGCCCAAUUGUCCAAAGUGCGACAAACCAGUGUACUUCGCCGAACGGAAGACCUUUUUGGGUAAGGAUUGGCAUAGUUCGUGUCUAAGAUGUGAGAAAUGUAACAAGACGUUGACGCCCGGUAGCCAUGCGGAACACGAGGGCAAACCUUAUUGUAAUCAUCCCUGUUAUUCGGCCCUUUUCGGACCUGGAGGCUUUGGACGAGGCGGUGCUGAGAGUUACAUUUACAACAAAUAAGACGGAACAUGAAUAACGUGUUCGCGUUCGUUCAUUGCGAACGUAAUACUAGCAUUAAUCGAUUAUGAAGUUUGUUGUAAGAA
Vespa velutina is the source of this 555-nucleotide messenger RNA. RefSeq names its product cysteine-rich protein 1-like. The transcript has 3 exons. The record is from RefSeq and is a predicted model, not a curated record. Bases 236 to 472 code for a protein of 78 amino acids. Lineage: Eukaryota; Metazoa; Arthropoda; Insecta; Hymenoptera; Vespidae.